AUGGGUUUGAUAAGGACACGGAAGAUCGAAUUCCUUAUAUCUCCAUUACCUCAGCAGCUAGCACGGGAGCACAACUACACAUCACCUGCUGGACAUCAUCCUCAUGUCUUAUAUAAACGAACAGCUGAAGAAAAGGUGCACCGGUACACAGUAGAGUCCAAUCCCAAAUCUUUUUCUCUUGGCCAUCAUAGAACUCACAUUUACCACAAGUAUCACGCGCAAGUGAAUGGUUACCACCAUGGAAGGUUUCAAAAGCAACAUUUUUGUGGACGUCGCAAGAAAUAUGCACCUAAGCCACCCACAGAAGAGACAUAUAUUCGUUCAGAUGAAUAUGGGACUUCUGCUAGGUUCAGAAGAUCGUCUGCUAAAAUUCAGAAAAAUGGAAGUCUAAAUGUUGAAACUCUGGUUGUGGCAGAUAAAAAAAUGGUGGAGAAACAUGGCAAGGAAAAUGUAACAACAUAUAUUUUAACAGUUAUGAAUAUGGUUUCUAGUCUGUUUAAAGAUGGAACAAUUGGAAGUGACAUAAACAUUAUCGUUGUGAGCCUCCUCCUUUUGGAACAAGAGCCUGGUGGAUUACUGAUUAACCACCAUGCGGACCAGUCACUCAAUAGCUUUUGUCAAUGGCAGUCUGCUCUAGUUGGGAAGAAUGGAAAGCGCCACGACCAUGCCAUCUUGCUUACAGGUUUUGAUAUCUGCUCUUGGAAAAAUGAGCCCUGUGAUACUUUAGGAUUUGCACCUAUCAGUGGUAUGUGCAGCAAAUACCGUAGUUGUACCAUUAAUGAAGAUACAGGCCUUGGACUGGCUUUUACAAUUGCUCAUGAAUCUGGACACAACUUUGGUAUGAUUCAUGAUGGAGAAGGAAAUCCUUGUAGAAAAGCUGAGGGAAAUAUUAUGUCUCCCACACUCACAGGAAACAAUGGAGUGUUUUCUUGGUCUGUAUGCAGCAGGCAGUAUCUCAACAAAUUUCUCAGUACAGCUCAAGCUGCCUGCCUGAUUGAUGAACCUAAGCAAACUGGACAGUAUAAAUACCCUGACAAACUGCCAGGGCAGAUGUAUGAUGCUGACACCCAGUGCAAAUGGCAAUUUGGAAUAAGAGCAAAAGUGUGCAACCUCAGCUUUGUAAAGGAUAUUUGCAAAUCUCUCUGGUGCCAUAAAGUGGGUCACAGAUGUGAAACAAAAUUCAUGCCAGCAGCAGAAGGAACAGCUUGUGGUAUAAAUAUGUGGUGUCGAAGAGGACAGUGUGUCAAAUAUGGUGAUCAUGGACCCAAGCCUGUAAAUGGCCACUGGUCUGCCUGGUCUGAAUGGUCACAGUGUACUCGGACUUGUGGAAGUGGGGUCACAUAUCAAGAAAGACACUGCAACAAUCCAAAGCCACAGUAUGGUGGCAAAUUCUGCCAAGGUUCCAGUCGUAUUUAUGAACUUUGCAAUAAUCAGCCAUGUCCAGCAAAUAGUUUGGACUUCCGUGCCCAGCAGUGUGCAGAAUACAACAGCAAACCUUUCCGGGGAUGGUACUACAAAUGGAAACCAUAUACUAAAGUGGAAGAGGAAGAUAGAUGUAAACUGUACUGCACAGCUGAAGACUUUGACUUCUUCUUUGCAAUGUCCAGCAAAGUGAAGGAUGGAACCUUGUGUUCUCCUAAUAAUUAUGACGUUUGCAUUGAUGGAAUUUGUGAAGUAAGAUAAAAUUAAGU
Meleagris gallopavo (turkey) is the source of this 1691-nucleotide messenger RNA. The record is from RefSeq and is a predicted model, not a curated record. NCBI's taxonomy places the organism in Eukaryota, Metazoa, Chordata, Aves, Galliformes, Phasianidae.